CUGUUAGUAACUAAUAUGGCGGAAUAGAUAGAUGUUGACUUUUCAAGUUCCGGAUUUCUUUCAUUCAAAAUAUUUCAAGAUAAUAGAGUUUAAGAAGAAGCAAGUCAGAUAUUAUUCAUUUAUAUUAUUAUCGGCACGCGUUGCAAUUAUCACUAAGGUCACGUGUUGUGUACUUAAUUGAACCAAGUAUUAUUAACAAUAAGUGCGUAUAUACAUUAUCCAUUAAAGCAGUCUACUUGGCAAACAACUGUAAUUUCAAUUUUUAACGCGAAUGUAUUAUAAAGCGUUAGUUAUGGGAUCAAGAAAUACAUGAUUUUUAGAAAUUAUUUCGAUUUUAAAUAAAGAUAAUACGACUUACGUAAUGAGAGUGUUAAUAUCAAUGUUAUAUGUUCCAUCGAAAGGUUAAGAGUGGUUUAGUUAAUUUUUCAGAAACAUGUGUGAUUCAACAAAGAAAAUGAAAGAUUCGAGUGUUAAGAACAAUGUGCAAAAUGAUUCAACGGAUAAGUUGUGUCCGAAACAAAGUACGGAUAAAAAGGAGUCUAUGGUGAAAAGUACGAAUGAGGAUGUUCAACGCGCAAUUGAUGGUUUAAAGGAUAUACCUGAUGAAGAACUUCAAGAAUUUCUAGAUGAUGAAGAUUUCAUGCAGGGAUUGGAUGUUGUUGACGCAUGGGAAGGUGAUGAAGAAAAAGGCCGUGAAAUUGAACUUAAAGCUACUCGUGCCAAGGACCAAGAACAAAGACGUCCAUCUAGGGACAGACACCGGCGUGAUUACAAAGGAUCUUACAAUCGUGAAAGACCAAAGAGAGAAGAUAAGAAACAUGAAGAGAUACGUCGUGAUCCAUCUAAAAGCACAAAAGAUAUUGAAAGGGAUAAAAUACGUACGAAAAGGGAUAAUGAAAGUAAACUUUUGGCAGAAAAAGAGAAAGCUAUUAAACACUUAUUGGAUUCUGAUAAUGUCGUACCUCCAGGUACAGAAGCUGAAGCCAUUCAAAGCAUUACAGAAAAACAAAAUUUAGAGCAAGCACAGAUGCAUAUCCGUAGAAGUCGAGAACGACGUAGAAGCGUAGAACGUCAAAGAGGAAAUUCAUCGCGACAUAGAACUCCGGAUAGAUUAAGAUUAAAUUCUCCUCGACGAAAGUCUCCAUUAAUGUUAAGUCCAGAACGGUGCAGAAGUCCUUUUAAAAUAAGCAGUGAAAGACAUCGGAGUCCACUGAGGUUUAGUCCUGAAAAGAGAAGAAGCCCAAGAUUUAAUUGUGCCCGUAGAAGUCCAUUCGGUUUUAGUCCAGAACGAAGAAGAAGUCCUAUUAGACGACUUAGCUGGGAAAGAAGAACAAGUACAGACAGAAGGUGGAGUGCUGAACGACAUAGAAGACGUAUGAAUAUACAUGAACGCCGAAGAAGUCGAUCUCGCGAUCGCCAACGAAGUCGCAGUAUGGAACGUAUUAGAAGAAAAAUCAGCCGAUCUCCCAUUAACAGACGUUAUAGUCCUCGACGUCGUAGUAGAACUCGAAGUCGGUCGUUGGAGCGUCGAAGAAAGCGGUCGCCAUUUAUUAAUGAACUUACAAGACAAUUGAGAAACGAAGCUAUAAUGACAUCUCAUAUAAACACUGGGUAUGCACACCCUUCGUCUAUGGAUAGUAUAUCACCAUUGAUGAAUACAGUUAUGUAUCCGCAAGAAACAGAGCCUAGACCAUUGAUGCCAAUGCCACCUUACAUACAUCAAUCUGGAUUACCACCACCGAUGCCAUCAAGUGUAACAACCGGUGGACCACCAUUUAUGAACUUCGAAAACUCAUCUCAAUCAAUGAAUUUUGACUCUGUACCAUUGCAUCCAUUACCUCAAACUGAAUACGUUUCUGGUCCAGUAAUGUACAAUCAACCAAAUACUAGUUCAAUUCAAUCUUCACAUCGACCAGCACUUCUUCCAGCACCGGUUUCUUCGCCACAGCCUGAGCCUGCUGCGACUGCUGUGGAACACGUACAAACAUACAAUUCAACGCACGGCAUUCCUCCUUCUCGACAGUCUCCACAUCAGAAUUUUGAAUUUUCAACUAAAUCUAAGGAUGCAAUAUCUCCAAACUACAGGGAACGCAGAUUUACAGAUUCUUACAAUGGGUAUCAUGUUUCACAAGAAGAACGAUUGAAGACUCCUGAACCACCAGUCAUCUCCGACACUAAACAAUUUGAAAAGACGAGUUUAUCAAGUCUACUGGAAGCAUCUGUUUCCGCUAAAGAUUCAACUAGUCUACCAGUUUUAUAUCCAGGAUUCAAACCUGAAAUAUUACGACAUUGUGAACAUGCCCUACGCGAACUGCCUAUUGAAGAUCCUCGUUUAAAAAUGAAGGGACGAUUUUUUUAUGAUCCAAAGAAGAAAAAUGUUCAUAAUGAGCAAGAAACAUAUUCAUCAAAUUCUAUACUUCUACAAAAAAAUAAGAGUAAAAUACAUUGGGACGAGGAAGAAUCAUCACAUCCUGCUCCUACUAAGCAGAAUGUACAAAUGCAUCAAAAAAUUUGCCAAACUGACGAGGUGGAAGUGAGCACGAAAUUUGUUCAAGCAACUGUUACUAUGGUAGAUUUCGAAGUACAAGUUUAUCCUCAAGAUUUGCAACAUGCCAUCAAGGAAGAGAAAAGACCUAUCAUGGAUCGUUUGGACUGGAACGUGCGUGAAACGGUUGAUUAUACCCCCAAGUUUCGAGAAGCUGAUGACUUAAGGUGGAGCUUAAGUAACUCCUCUCAAAAGAGAACUUGGAAUAGAACAGGAUCGCCUCCUCCCAGACGACUCGAUGAUCGCGAACAUCGUACGGAUUCAUCUUUAGAUCAUAACUCAAGAAAUUUAAAAUUAGAUUCACCGAUAAGAAGUAGAGAUAACUUUUCAAGUCAUAAAGGCCCUGGACGGGAUCAUUACGUUCGUGAAAGAUAUUCGCCAAAUUAUAGGCACUCUUUAGACGAACGUGACGAUUUCCACGAAAGCAGGAGCGACCAUAGUCGCGGCGAAAGUCCAAUGAUGCUGGACGAUUCUGCUGAAGAAUUAGAAUUGGAACAUACAUUCCAAAGGGGAACAGAUUGGCAUGGAAGACCAAAACUAUCAAGAGGUAGAUCAAAUCCUUUGAUAAAGCCGCAUGUGUACAGAGGAAAGCAUUCGGGAGGAAGAUCUUAUCGUGGCCGCGGCGGUUUUCGCGGGAAAUUCUAAAAUUAUUUGUGUAAAGCACAAAUUUCAAAUAUUGUAGAAUCAUAUAAUCAAAUAUAUCAGUAUAUCAGACAAGAUAUAAUCUAUUCUUGCAAAAAUUUUAAGAAAAGUUACAUUAAAUUAUUUUUUUUUUUCUUUUUUAAUUUUAAACGAGUUUUUGUGUCAAGUUAUUUUUUAAAGGAUAUUACUGUAAUGCAUUUUAAGUAUGGAUUGAAUUAAGCAAUAGGUGAUAAAAUACAAAACGUGUACAUGGCAAAUACUCUUUGCACAGGUAUAGUACCAUUAUAUAUAAAGUGUAAAUUACAAAGUUAUUUGUACGUAACGUUGAUUAAAUAAACGUUCUAUAUGACAAUACAAAUAGUGCAAAGAGAACUAUAAU
Molecule: messenger RNA, 3566 nt
Organism: Megachile rotundata (alfalfa leafcutting bee)
Lineage: Eukaryota; Metazoa; Arthropoda; Insecta; Hymenoptera; Megachilidae
Source: RefSeq, a predicted model, not a curated record